CCAUGUAUGUAAACCCCUGUACUGCAGAUAGAACAUUAAAUGAAAAAGAAACAGCUCAUUUUAUUCCAUUUUCAUUUUCUGAAUAUUCUCCAGCUGCUUGCAUGGUAUCAAAGUAGGUUUGGUUAGGGUUUAACCAUUGAAAUUCUUCAUAGCAUAAUCUGAAAAAUUAAUCUGCUAUCUCCAUCUCAAAAAUAUGACAACCUCACAAUCAAGCCCUACAUUAUCAACCUCUCUUUCAAAAUCCUUAUUGUCACCGAUCGAAGAUCCAAGGUCUCCAUACUUUCUCCACCAUACGGAUCACCAUGGGUCUAUUGUCAUCAACCCCAAGCUGACUUCAAGCAACUAUUGUUCAUGGAGUCACUUUUUUCUACUAGCUCUCUCCAUCCGCAACAAGACAAGGUUCAUUGAUGGUUCCAUUAAACAGCCCAGCUCAACAGAUGAGUUAUAUUCUUCAUGGACCCGUUGCAACAAUCUCAUUGUAGCGCGGUUGCUUGAGUCUAUUUCUGAGCCAAUAGCCACUAAUGUUUUCUAUAUGAAUUCUGCAGCAGAGAUAUGGCAGACCCUUAAGAACCGAUUCUCUCAACCAGAUGAUACCAGGAUAUGUAAUCUCAAUUUUCCUUGUGUAACAUCACACAAGGAGAUACCUUCAUGGACAAUGAUUGAUGUUGCUGAAGUGAAGGCAGGCCUGUACUUGAUGCAAUACAAGCUACUUGGAAAAAGAUCUCAAGGAUCAAUCUCUACUUCUACAAGUGUCACAAUACUUGUUUGUAAUAGUGUGCCGUUAGGAUUUAAACUUUGGCACUAUAGGUUAGGGCACAUUUCAGAAGAUAGAAUGAAACAAAUUAAACAAGUUUGUCCAAACAUCUCUACUAAAGAAAGUUCAGUUUGUUAUGUUUGUCUUUUAGCUAAGCAGAAACGUUUACCUUUUCCGAUUCAUGUGAAAUCUUCUAAAGCUCCUUUUGAUUCAAUACACAUUGAUAUUUGGGGACCUUACUUUGUUAAUUCAAUACAUGGAUAGCAA
Messenger RNA from Theobroma umbraticum, 1021 nucleotides. RefSeq lists its product as uncharacterized. Lineage: Eukaryota; Viridiplantae; Streptophyta; Magnoliopsida; Malvales; Malvaceae. The record is from RefSeq and is a predicted model, not a curated record.